Molecule: messenger RNA, 1679 nt
Organism: Piliocolobus tephrosceles (Ugandan red Colobus)
Lineage: Eukaryota; Metazoa; Chordata; Mammalia; Primates; Cercopithecidae
Product: basic proline-rich protein-like
Exons: 3
Coding region: 1-675 (224 amino acids)
Source: RefSeq, a predicted model, not a curated record
AUGGCUCACUCCCUGGACUGCCGCGGGCCUCCCACAGGCCUCGGAGUCCACAGACUGAUCCUGCGACCGGAAACGCCCCCCUGUCCAGCAAGCCCAGACCGCGCCCCCCUGUCCUGCCGCCCCCUUCCCGCGGGCCCGGCUGCAGGCCCCGGAUCCCCGGGCUCGCGUGGACGCCGCAGCCGAAAGGGGCGGCCCGUCGGGCGGCCCCGCUCCCCGGCCCUCGACACGGCCCCUCCAACUGCGGGUGCUGCGGGGCCAAGGCAGCACAAAAGGAAGGGGGACCCUGCCAGCGACGCCCUUGCCAGCCCCCGAGACCCUCUGCGCGGCGUCGACAAAGCAUCCGGGCGCCCCAGAAGCUCCGGAUGCCGAAGAGAGAGGCCCCACGAAAAUCUCAAGACACCUCCUGGGGGCUGCAGGGGCGGCCAAGUCUCCCCAGCGCCAGGUGCCCCCGGCUGCACGGUGGCCCAGCGCGCGGCCCCGGCCUGGACAGGGCUCUCCGCGCCUCUUCCCCCGCCCAGCCCGGCCCGGGCGUCCCCGAACCCUCGCGCGCGGGCGGCCCCGGACGCGGUGGCCCCGACCUCUGCCCCGCGGGGCUCGGGCCGCGCCAAGCACUUACCUCCGCCGGGCUGCGCUCCCCGCGGGCCUGCGCCGAGCCCGAUAAAUGGUAUGCUAUGACUAGAGGUAUGAUUACGUUAUUAUUAUUAGUAAUAAUAAGAGUAAAUGUUAUUUAAUUACGGGCGGCCGCAUCCUGCUCCCGGCGCCGCCGCCCCGGCAGCUCCGUCCAUGUGGCUCUGGAGCGCUUUACUUUCAUUUCCAGCCCCUCGGCCGGCCGCUCGCGGCAGCACCCGCUGGAGGCACCGUCUCCCUGCAGCUCUUCCUCCUCGGGUCCUAGAGAGCGCGGCUCCCGUCGCCUCGCCGCGCCCGGGGUGGGCGGCGCGGGCUGCGCACCUGGGGAGAAGGGGGUGGGCGAGUCGGAGAAGCCCCAUUCCCCGUCGAAAGCUCAUGCCUGGAAUUCACCUUUAUUUUCUUUAAAAGUGUCCUGCCUUUUAGGGGGGUUUCCUGUGGCAGUUCUGCAUUUCUGGGCUAAUGCUGCUCAAACCCAGCGCCUCCGCCCUUCCCCAUCUGUGUCAAAAGCCCCCCCUCCGGCUUCCAGGUGCUUUCAUGAAAGGCUGCCCAAAACCCUUCUCACAGAUGGGAACCAGAGACACAGAGAAGAAUCAGGACCUCGCUUGGCUGGAGUUUUAUGUAUAAGAUGUAAAAAAAUAUUGAAUGACACUUGUUAAAGAGUAUAAGGCCGACUUUACUGGCACCACGAUGGUUGUAGGGACCACUGCAGUGGGUUUUGCGGUCGGGGAGAGUGGGCUCAAUUCAGAAUUCAGCAUGGGCAAUGGGAAUUUAUAAGGAAGGAGCAAGGAUCCACUGAUUGAGGGCCAAUGCAUAGGAAACUGCAUCGGAGAUAAAAGAGGAUUCUGGCUUAAACCCAUCUAACAAGAUUCUGGCUGAAGACAGGCCAAGGUGAUCACACAUCCUGAGGAAUUGUGGAGAAUGAGGAACCUGAUUAGAUAUUGACAAUCAGGGCUGGGUGCAGUGGCUCAGGCCUGUAAUCUCAGCACUUUGGGAGGCCGAGUCGGGUGGAUUACCUGAGGUCAGGAGUUCAAGACCAGCCUAGCCAACGUGGU